UGACCAAUAGUAGCAGCGCUUACUUACAAGUGCGGCAGCGCGUUGCUAAGGCUGAGGCGCUGGGCCACCAUUCUCCCUCGCGGAAAGCAAUCUUUACAAAAGCUGGUGUCAAGAUGGGGAUAGGACCAGGGAUUAUUAUCCUUGCUUUUAUUUGGGCUUUGUCUUUUCUGAUAUGUAAACUGCUAUCUCGGUCAGGAGGCAUGGUCAGCUGGCUUUCGAUUGUAUUGGUUUUCUUCCUGGCACUGAUAAUCACCAUGAUCCUCAUCUUUUUUCCUCGAGCCAAGGAAACACCUGAACUGGUGACUGACGAAGUGAUUUUUGACAAUUUCUUCAUCGGUCGCUAUUGUCUCUUGUGUAUAUUGAUUGUAGCGUUCCUGGCGGGCUUGAUUCUACUAUUUCCUCAUUACAUUGUGGAACAUAGGGAUUCAAAACCCUUUCGAAGCUUCCAACAAGCAAGCCAGAAGGUCACUGAAUUCUGUCCGUGAAAGUAUUGUAACUUACCCAGAAGUUUCUUUUCAUGAAAACUAUGGAGUGGAUAUUGAAAUAUUUAGAUAAGUAUUAAUUUAAAGGUCAAACUCUCCUCUUUAAACAAAAAAAAAUCUAAAUGAAUUGCCUAUUUUUAUUUUUCUGCCGUUUCCCAGGGGUUUGUUGUUAUGUUUGAAUGGAAGUGAAAAGAUUUUCAUUGAAUUGAGCAAUAUUUCAGUGGAAAAAGUAUUAGUAAAGACAUGUAUCAAUUAGGAGAAAAUAACUGUAAGUUCAUAGAAAUGUCAGCACAAAAUAAGGUAAUUUCUGGGAUAUACAAACAAACAUUUUAUGAUCAGUUUUGCCCCUCUUUGUCUUCUAUAAAUCCAUGGAGAGUCUAAGUGGUCAUUGUCCUUCCAUACCAAGUGGCCACUUGAAACACUUGAUUCUGAACAAUCCUGGCUAACUGUAAUGGGGUAAAAUAGACAAAUCUCAUUUACUUUAUCUAGGGUUAACAUACAUUUUCAACCAGUGCCAGUGAAUAGUGAUCUGAUGUUGCCGUUCUAGCAGAUUUUACUUCUAGCGCUGGAAUGGUGAACCAGAAGACCAGACUAGAAACCAUUCUCUUCAGUCUUUAAGAAUACUGGAGAAAUGAGGGGUAUAUUUUGUUUCCUUUACUACCAAUUCCUAAUAUGUAGGUCAAAACAGAUGUGGAAUUGCACAUAAAAUAUUGGAACAUAUGAGAUAGAUUAAACAGAUAUUCAUGUCUCAUCUUGCCUUCUCACAGCUGGAUUCUUAUUUACCUAUGAAAGUCUACCAAAGGGAUGAAUUUAGUGCUUCCAUAUAAAACCACAGAAAUUUUUGCAAUUCUGGCUUCUACAGCUCUUGAUGUAGAGGCAAUAGAGCAGACAAGGCAGAUUCUCUCUGUUGCCAACUGGUAUCUAAAUAGAGCAACUUCAAAGUCAAAAACAGGUUUAUUAUCACUGCUUGUCUUCCACGACGUGGAAUUUGUUGGUCUGUGGCAGUAGUACAGUGCUAAGACAUAAAAUUAUUAUAAAUUACAAAAUAAAAAAUUGUGUAAAAUAAUAAUUAAGGGCUAUCUGCUAGCUUAAAAUAACAAUUGAACAGACCAGAUUAAACAGAAGUAGACUGUUUUCACUAGAGGAGCUACGUACUUUUAUAUGAUGUCCCUAACAUAGUAAAAUCAUCCCAAAGCUGUGCAGGUAUAUGUUAAUAAAAUCAAUCGACCCCAAAACAUGUGGUAAUCAACCAAAAGCAUGAUUAAAGAGGUAGAUUUCACAAGCACCUGAGAGACAAGUAAAGAGGUAGAGAAGUUUAAUGAGUGAAUUCAUAAACUUGAAGACAUGGCUGCUACUGAUGGAAUAGUUAAAAUUAUUGACAUUCAAGAACAAGAUACCUCAAAUGGUUGUAGAAUUAGAGAUUACAUAGAUAAAAUUGGGUGAGGCCUGGAAUUAUUUGAAAACACGGAUUAGAAUGUUAAAAUCAGGGUGUAACACUAGGGGUAGAUAAAUUUUAAGAGACAAAAUGGAGAUUUACGCAGUUGGGAUUGUACAAGUCUGAUUGAAACACAGAUUGUUGUAACAUUUGAGAGUUGGGUUGCUGAAAGUAGUUAAGAAGUAUAUAGAUGAGCACAUGCAUUGCUUAGGCAUGGAGAACUAUGGGCAGAGUGAUUGGUGAAAGGAAUUAAUACAGAAAGGUUCCCGAUGGUUGGCAUGGAUGAAUUGAGCCAAUUGUCAUGUUACCAUGCAGUAUAAUUCUAUGAAGUAGAGCAUGCGAGUGAAUUGGAAUGGCUCCUGUGAACUGAUUGGGAUGAACAGCCUUGUUUCAUAUUCUAUUAAAAACAAAUUUCCUUUCUGCUUUCUAUGGGGAGAAGCAAAAUAGCUUUACUGGUUGCUGUUUCCCAUUAACAAAGGGCGCAGUGCAAAAAAUGAUUGGCUCAACAACAUUGUGGAACCAACCAAUCAUCCCAAUCUUAAAAGAUUUUUCACAGCUAAUUAUUUAACAUGAUUUUGGAUACAUUGAUAUUUUUUCAGAUUUUAAGUAUAUUAUUUUGUAGCUAUUGUAAAUGAUCAUUUUCUGGUAAAUAUACACUUUUAUGUAGCCAAAGCAGAAAUGCGAGAAGAACUCAGGCAGUCAAGCAGCAUUUGUGGAAAGAAAUCAGUUAAUGUUUUGGGUCAAUGACCCUUAACUAUUCUGAGUUUCUCUUUCCAUAGAUUCUGCUUGACUGGUUGAGUUUUAUCAGCAUUUCUGUUUUUGUUUUGGAUUUGAGUACCUGCAGUUAAUUUGUUUUCCAUACAGCUUUAUACAUAUUUGUUAAAAAAAUUAAAACACAUACAAAUCAGUGUAUUUUGAAGUUUUUAAAUAAAAAAAAUGUUUAAACUCCCACAUCUGAGCCUGACACUCCUGAAUUCCAUAGAAUUUGCUGCUCCCAUUCCCUGUAAGCCCAUUGAUGUUUGAUGAAGAAUGUGACACUAGGUGGCAUUGCAAUGCCACCUAGAGACCAAAGUUAAGAACUAUCAAGAAAAUAUUUUGCAGUUGUAGCUAAAAAUGGGAAGAAUGGAAACAAAUUUCUAAAUGAAAACCAUAAAGUAAAUGGAGCAUGAAAGAAUAAAGAUAAAUCAAGGUAAAGAAAUAUAAUGCAUAUAUUGUGAUGUCACAUACAAUAGCAGUUCUUUUUAAUAGUUAUAGUUAAAUUUAAUCUAAAUGAGACAGAAUUAUUUUUGCCAUAUGUGAAGGGUAUUCUUCCUAUAUGAUUAAUUUUUUCUCUGAUAUGUCUUUUCCCUCAUGUUCUGCAGAGCACAGCAAACUAACUUAAAGCACACAGGGAACAAUCAAAACCCACACUGUUAAAUGUAAUGUACAUAUUGCUUGGUCUCUAAGGUUUUCUUAAAAAAUGCAAAAUAAAGUGUCUAAAUUUCCUCUGCAUAAUUCAGUUUUUCAAGAUUUCCCCCUUUUUGACACAUUAAUAGAGGUGUAAAUGGAAAUAAAGUACAGAUGAAUCCUGAUCUAAUUAAAUGGGUUGAAGGAGUGAAUCUCACCGAGUGUAAGAUAGCUGAUAGCACAGAAAUAGGUGGGAGGGAAUGCUGUGAUGAGAAUAUUUGGACUCUACAACAGUGGGCGAAAUAAGCAGUCAAUGAAGUUUCAUAUAGGAAUGUAUAAGACCAUGCAUUUUAUAUAAGGAAUCAAAAGGUAGACUAUUAUCUGGAGAGAGGUUGCAAAUUAGUGGAGUAAUUUGUGCAAGUAAACAUAAGAAGUUAGGAUUAAGGUACAGCAAGUGAUUAAGAAGACAAAUGAGUCCUUUAUUGCAAGGGGAUUUGAGUUUAAAAAUAGACAAAUAAUUUUUCAGUUGUAACGAGUGUUGGUGAAACUAAAGUUGGAAAACUAUGUGCAGUUCUGGUCUCUUAUUUAUAAACUAAUACAACAUGAAAACAGACCCUUUGCCCAUGUAAUCCACACCAACAAUAAGCCAUCCAUUCAAACCAAUUCUACAGUCCCAUUUCUUUUAUUCUCCUCACAUUUCCAUCAUCUCCCCCCAGAUUCUACCUCUCACCCACACACUGGGGAGCAAUUAAUUUAGAGUUGUGCAUGUUGGCAGCUUAAUUGACAUCUUUGGGAUGUGGGAAGAAACUGGAGCACCUGAAGGAAACCUGAAUAUUGCACACAGACAGCAUCGGAGAUCAGGAUUGAGACCGGAUUGUCAGAGCUGUCAGGCAGAAGCUCUGCUGUGCUAUUGUUCUGCCCAUAGAAGAUGUAUUAGAAUGGAGGAAGUCCAGAAAAGAUUCACUGGGCUAAUUCCUAGGAUGAAAGGGUUGUCCUAUCACCAAUGACCAAAAUAUAAGGUUAGACCUAUAUUCUUUGCAGUUUAGAACAAAGGGUGAUCUUAUUGAAACAGAAGUUCUUAAGGGAGCAUGACAAGGUAGAUGUUGUGAUGUUUCCAUCACUGGAGAGCUUCAAAGGAAGGGUAAUUAUUAGAAGAUACGGAGGCAGCCAUUUAAAAUUGAGAUAUAUAAGAAUUUCUUCUCUGGAAUUCUGUGGACUGAAGGACUGGUGGCUAAAUCAAUGGAGAUAUAUAAAGAGGAAGUAUAUAAAUUUUUGAAAGUGGAGAAUUGAAGUGAUGUAGUAGUGCCUGUAAAAA
Messenger RNA from Mobula hypostoma (lesser devil ray), 4618 nucleotides. RefSeq names its product transmembrane protein 218 (gene tmem218). The transcript is spliced from 4 exons. NCBI's taxonomy places the organism in Eukaryota, Metazoa, Chordata, Chondrichthyes, Myliobatiformes, Myliobatidae. The record is from RefSeq and is a predicted model, not a curated record. Bases 114 to 485 code for a protein of 123 amino acids.